AUGGUAAUAAGGAGUAGUACCAACGAACAUUACUCAUAUUACCUACAUUUUCAUCUUGCUUCUGGUGGCUUCUCCGGAUUCGAGGAUGAUACUGUCGAGCAGACUGGAAUAACACUCACUGGUACAACAUCUACUGCAUAUGUAUAUUGGUAUCCUAAGGAUGAAGAUACUAGGCCACUCUUAAUUGACACACAAGGAUCAUCCACUAGCUGGUACCAAAGGAGAUAUCUUGACUCUAACGAAUGGGACCCAGUAAAGGAUCCUCCAACUCGUAUUGGUACUGAGACUAAGAUUCUCCCACAAGGCAAUGAACCUACUGGACUUUCUGUAGAAGCUAAGGUAGGAAUUGGCAUUGGAACUGGAUUAGGCGGAGCAGGGUUGGGAGGUCUCAUCGGUGUUGUUGCGUGGAAAUGGCCUUCCAUAGUCUCAUUUAUAAUCGCUCGCUUAUAA
This is a messenger RNA of Theileria equi strain WA, 450 nucleotides long. RefSeq lists its product as hypothetical. NCBI's taxonomy places the organism in Eukaryota, Apicomplexa, Aconoidasida, Piroplasmida, Theileriidae. Bases 1 to 450 code for a protein of 149 amino acids. The record is from RefSeq and is a predicted model, not a curated record. The transcript has a single exon.